Messenger RNA from Larimichthys crocea (large yellow croaker), 1962 nucleotides. RefSeq names its product calreticulin (gene calr). The record is from RefSeq and is a predicted model, not a curated record. Gene Ontology annotation, cellular component: endoplasmic reticulum; endoplasmic reticulum membrane. Lineage: Eukaryota; Metazoa; Chordata; Actinopteri; Sciaenidae. Gene Ontology annotation, molecular function: calcium ion binding. The transcript has 9 exons. Gene Ontology annotation, biological process: protein folding; ERAD pathway. The coding region runs from base 187 to 1470 and encodes 427 amino acids.
AUUCAGACAUCUGUUCCGAGCCGAGAGGAGAGCAGCGGUAACGUCGGAGCGUUUUGCACCGUAACACCUCUGUGAGACACCGGACUGACAAACAGCGGCUCCUGCGCGGCGUUAGACACUUUAAUCUGACUCGUUUGUGAUAAUAAGCGGUUAGUUUUAUUUAACAGGCUGCUACAGCUCGUCACCAUGACCGCCCUGUCGCUGCUUUUGAUGGCCGUGUCGGCCGCAUCUGUACUGGCCGAGUCCGCUGUGUAUUUUCGGGAGCAAUUUGAAGACGGGGAUGCCUGGAAGAGUCGCUGGCUGGAGUCCAAGCACAAGUCAGACUACGGCCUGUUUGUCCUGACCGCAGGGAAGUUCUACGGAGACGCAGAGAAAGACAAAGGUCUGCAGACGAGCCAGGACGCCCGCUUCUACGCCUCGUCAGCCCGUUUUGAUGACUUUAGCAACAAGGGCGAGCCUCUAGUCAUCCAGUUCACUGUGAAACAUGAGCAGAGCAUCGACUGUGGUGGUGGCUACAUCAAACUGUUCCCAUCUGGCCUCAACCAAGAGGACAUGCAUGGAGACUCUGUCUACAACAUCAUGUUUGGUCCUGACAUUUGUGGUCCUGGCACAAAGAAGGUUCAUGUCAUCUUCAACUACAAAGGCAAGAACCAUCUGAUUAACAAGGACAUCAGAUGCAAGGAUGAUGAGUACUCCCACUUGUACACACUGAUUGUCAACCCCGACAACACUUACGAAGUCAAGAUCGACAAUAAGAAGGUCGAGUCCGGCAAUCUGGAGGAUGACUGGGACUUCCUGCCUCCCAAAAAAAUUAAGGACCCUGAAGCCAAAAAGCCAGAGGACUGGGAUGACAGGGAGAAGAUUCCCGACCCUGACGAUAAGAAAACAGAGGACUGGGACAAGCCCGAGAACAUCCCAGAUCCUGAUGCUAAGAAGCCUGAUGACUGGGAUGAUGAGAUGGACGGAGAGUGGGAGCCACCUAUGGUCACUAACCCUGAAUACAAGGGUGAGUGGAAGCCCAGAGAGAUCAGCAAUCCUGCCUACAAAGGCAAGUGGAUCCACCCUGAGAUUGACAACCCGGAGUACACGGCUGAUUCUGAGAUUUAUAAAUAUGACAGCAUCGGCGUGAUUGGUCUCGACUUGUGGCAGGUCAAGUCUGGUACUAUCUUUGAUAACUUCCUGAUCACCAACGACCCAAUCCUGGCAGAGGAAGUAGGCAACGACACAUGGGGUAAAACUAAGGACGCAGAGAAGAAGAUGAAGGAAAGCCAAGAGGAGGAGAGGAAGAAACAUGAGGAGGAGGACAAGCAGAGGAGAGAAGAGGCAAAGGAGGAAGACGAGGAGGAAGAAGAGAAGGACGAGGAGGAGGAGGAAGAUGAAGAAGAGGAGGAGGACGGGGGGGAAGAGCAGGAGGAGGAGGAAGAAGAGGAUGAUGAAGGCACAGACUCUAAACUCAAGGACGAGUUAUAAACUGCUCUGAAAAUAACCAGACUGUCAAUGAGCCAUUGGAACAAGGCUGGAGACUGAGAUGAUGGACCCUCAUCCUCAUGACUGACACCCGGGCUGGGGGUUGGGUGGGAUAGGUUUUUCUUCAUUUCUUUGUUUGUUUACAAAACAAGGGAGUAGGUGGAAAAGGGUAAUUAUUGGUCUGUUUCCAUGUGCUACUACUACUUUUAUUAUUAUUAUUAUUAUUAUUAUAUUAUUAUUAUUAUUAUUAUUUAAAAUAUAAUAAUAAUAUUAUUAUUCAUUAUUAAAUGAGUGAAUGUGAUAGGAAAAAAAUGAAGAUGUCAUAACGAAUGUCAAGACAGGAAAUCAUCAAACUUUUCACAGUUUAUACCCAACAGUCAUUUGUGUUCUGCAAAAAUGUGGGUUUUUUAUUUAGGUAAUGUUGUGGUGACAUGAAAAAAAGCUAUAUUUUGGUUUGUGGAAUGAUACCAUGAAACUGUUUUGUUCACUCAUGUU